UUUUGUAAAUCCCUCUUUAAGUAUCGUAGAGAGAGAAGACAAUUCGCUCACGAUAUUUGUGCUGCCGAAUUCACAAAAUUGCCGAUUUCAAGUUUCCAAGGCACUAAGAACAAGUUAAGCCGUUUCCGAUUGUGAAAUUCCCUUUCCGUCGACGAAAAUCGCGGAAAUAACAGCUUUGUGACGGAUGGGGGUUCCUGCGUUUUACCGGUGGCUGGCGGAUCGGUACCCUCUGUGUAUUGUGGAUGUGGUGGAGGAGGAACCAGGUCGGGAUGAAGGGCCUGUUGACAUAUCAAGGCCAAACCCUAAUGGCAUUGAGUUCGAUAAUUUGUAUUUGGAUAUGAAUGGUAUAAUUCACCCUUGUUUCCACCCCGAAGGCAAGCCUGCACCUGCCACUUAUGCAGAUGUAUUUAAAUAUAUCUUUGAUUACAUUGACCAUGUUGUAUCAUUGGUUCGUCCAAGAAGGCUCCUUUAUUUGGCAAUUGAUGGUGUGGCUCCCAGGGCUAAAAUGAACCAGCAAAGGUCUCGUCGUUUCAGGGCUGCUAAGGAUGCUGCUGCAGCUGAAGCUGAAAAAGACAGGUUGAGGAAAGAGUUUGAACUUGAGGGGGAAAAACUAUUGCCAAAAGGAAAGACUGAAACAUCCGAUUCAAAUGUUAUCACCCCUGGCACUCCAUUUAUGGCUGUCCUCUCUAUAGCACUUCAAUACUAUGUGCAGUCAAGGUUGAACCGAAUUUCUGGAUGGCAGUUUCUCAAGGUUAUUCUUUCUGACGCUAAUGUUCCUGGCGAGGGUGAGCACAAAAUUAUGUCUUAUAUUCGUUUACAACGCAACAUUCCUGGUUUUGAUCCAAACACUAGGCACUGUCUAUAUGGACUGGAUGCUGACCUGAUCAUGCUCUCACUAGCUACUCAUGAAGUCCACUUUUCAAUACUGAGGGAGGUGAUUACUUUUCCUGGGAACCAGGAAAAAUGCUUUCUCUGCGGCCAAGCAGGCCAUCUGGCAGCUGAAUGUCGUGGGGGAGCCAAUGGUGAUGGUACAAAGUAUGCAGACGACACUCCCAUUCACAAGAUGAAGUAUCAGUUUCUCAACAUCUGGGUUUUGCGAGAAUACUUGGGAUAUGAGCUGAAUAUUCCAAAUCCUCCAUUUGAAAUUGAUUUCGAGAGACUGGUGGAUGAUUUCGUGUUCUUAUGCUUUUUUGUUGGCAAUGACUUUCUUCCUCAUAUGCCUACAUUGGAAAUUAGAGAGGGUGCCAUAAAUUUGCUCAUGUUUGUAUAUAGAAGGGAAUUCGCUGCAAUGGGUGGUUAUCUUACAGAUGCUGGUGAGGUUUUCUUGGACCGGGUCGAAACUUUUGUUCAGGCAGUUGCGGUGCAUGAAGAUCAAAUUUUUAAAAAAAGAACCCGUAUACAGCAGGCAUAUGAGAAUAAUGAAGAGAUGAAGCAAAGAGCAAGGGGGCAGGCUAGUCAAAAUCCUAAUGCUUCAGCUGGGGACAAGGUGAAAUUGGGGGAACCUGGAUAUAAAGAAAGGUAUUAUUCUGAGAAAUUUGGCACGUCUGAUCUGCAGAAGAUUGAUGAAAUACGAUCAGAUGUGGUUUUGAAGUUUGUGGAAGGGCUGUGUUGGGUUUGCCGCUAUUAUUACCAAGGUGUCUGCUCAUGGCAGUGGUACUAUCCAUAUCAUUAUGCUCCAUUUGCAUCUGAUCUUAAAGGCUUAACUGAUUUAGAGAUAACCUUCUUCCCAGGGGAGCCUUUUAAACCCUUUGAUCAAUUAUUGGGAACCCUGCCAGCUGCGAGUUCUACUGCUCUGCCUGAAAGAUACAGAAGGUUGAUGUCUGAUCCUGCAUCACCUAUUGUUGAUUUCUAUCCAAAUGAUUUUGAAAUCGACAUGAAUGGAAAACGCUUCGCUUGGCAGGGUGUUGCCAAAUUACCAUUCAUUGAUGAGAAGAAAUUGCUUGCUGAGACCAAGAAACUUGAGGAAACUUUAACGGAGGAAGAGCAAUUUCGAAAUUGUGUCAUGUUCGAUUUGUUAUAUGUUCAUCCUCGUCACCCUUUGGCAGCUCAAAUAACCAUCUACUAUCGUUUUUCUGGCCUUGAAAAAUCCCUAUGGCCUGUUGAUGCAGUUGUGAGGUUAAUCCCUAUCUAUUAUGAUGGAACUUUCUAUACAUCAGUUUUCUGCAAUGUUGAUUCUUUUCUAUUGUCUGGUUGUUUCAGUGCUGGAAUGAAUGGAUUUUUGUGGUUAACUAAAAGGAAUGACUUGAAAAGGAAUAUCCCUUCUCCAGUCUACGGUUUGGAAGACAUAACAAACAAUCAAGCCUUAAAUGCGACAUAUCUGAAUCCAGCACCGCAUGCCCACACUCCAAAACCUCCUGCUGGUGUAAAUAUGCCUGUACAGACAGUUAAAUCGUUUGACAUAAAACCUGCCCCAACAUUAUGGCAUGAAGACAAUGGGGGAAGGCACCAGCUAGGCAAAGAAAGACCACAGGUUUCUAGGGCGAUGUCUGGUCCUAUUUUGGGAGAAGCUGCUCAUCGCCUGGUUCACAAUACGUUGAAGAUAAAGUCAGAUCGCUCAAAUUCAAUCAAUUUCCAUGGGAAUCAUGUUGCCAACAGGAUGAGGCCAGCUGGACCACCUGGGUAUGAAAUGGGAGUCUCAGAGAUCCAAAAUUAUCCGAACCAUCAUGCAUCUUAUAGGCCAAGAGUAGCCGUGCCAUCUGGGUAUGGCCGAUAUGGUUAUAACGAACAGGGAUAUUACACCGACCCAAACUCUUUGAGUGUCCAAUACAGCCCUCACACUCUGAUGGGAAGUGCUCGAUACGGUGGGGCCCCAAAUAAUGUGCAAAACAAUAGGCCGAUUUACAACGCGCAAGACAGAUAUUCAUAUCACGAACAGCAUCAUGACCUUAGAGGCGGCAUGUCUGCAUUAACUAUAGAAGGUGGUUCUUCCAAAGGCAGGUCACUUGCAGGAUCUUCUUCAAGAUCGUCGAAUUCUUUUCAGAUGCCACAUACCGCUGCUCAACUCUCACAGCAGACAGGUCCAUUUCCAUCACCACUUCCUAAAUGGAUCGGUAAACAUCUUCCAGACGGGGCUACAGACAUGUAUUAUACGCAACAGACUUCAGUAGCAGUAGGGCAAGGGGGACACCGUUAUCAGGUAAAAAAUAAGACUGGCGCAGAACGUCGCUGAUUCACAAGUCCAACAGUGAUCUCCAAGUAAGAAUGUUGUAAACUGAAUAUGAUAAAUGCCAAUGCGAUCUAGUUAGACUCCGAUGGUAAUGCACCUGAAAUCAAUUGGAGGUGCACAAAUGUUGUUCCUUUUGUUCUGAAAAUUUUCAAGUAAAUUAUAGCGAUCGAUUAAAGAGUAGACACAGGUUUAGUGUAGCAUUCUCUGUAGUGGGAACGAUUUUUAAGUUUCCCUUUCCCAUCUGUCUAAUUCCUGUUUACUGUUUAGCCUAAACAAACUACUCUUGCAGUUAUAAAACAAUGUUCUUGGAUCUUA
Messenger RNA from Salvia splendens (bonfire salvia), 3481 nucleotides. Its product is annotated as 5'-3' exoribonuclease 4-like. NCBI's taxonomy places the organism in Eukaryota, Viridiplantae, Streptophyta, Magnoliopsida, Lamiales, Lamiaceae. Gene Ontology annotation, biological process: nuclear-transcribed mRNA catabolic process. The record is from RefSeq and is a predicted model, not a curated record. Gene Ontology annotation, cellular component: nucleus. Bases 185 to 3169 code for a protein of 994 amino acids. The transcript is spliced from 21 exons. Gene Ontology annotation, molecular function: 5'-3' RNA exonuclease activity; zinc ion binding; RNA binding.